AAUAGUUAUCAGUUUUAAAUUAAAAAACUCACCUAAAAAAUGUCUAAAAAAUGUAAUUGUCUUAAUUUAUUAUCAAUUAACUAAUUAUUAUCAAUAGAUUAAAUAUAUAAAAAAGAGUAUCGAAUCUUCAUGUUGACUUUUUGCUGUUGAAUUUUUACCACAUUGAUUGCCCCAUCUAAUACAUCUCAUUUGCUAGAACAUUUUUUUUAUCUUUGGCUCGUUUUUUUCUUGUUAGCCGUUUUUUAUGGGUUUUUUCAAAUGAUUCCAUUUGCAAUUGCCUUCAAUUAGCGGGCUUUAAAACAAACGUCAAUAGAGUUGGCAUUAAAUUCAAUCCACAGUUCUGGCACAUAUAUAAAUAGGAAACAUCGUCGACUCUUUGACUGCCAGUUGUGUGGAGAGUAUUGACGUGGUCUGUCGAUUGAAUUAAAUAUAUAUAUAUAUAGAUAUGUAUAUAUGUAACAUAUUUUCAACGCUGAAUUAAAUAUUUAAAAAGAAAAAUAUGCUCUUGUUGCUGUACGCAGUGUUGUCGAUUUUGCUGCUGGGCACGCACUUGAGUGGCGCGUCGACGGCUGACAAGGAUGUGGCACCAGUUGGCGAUUCAAAAACGGAUUUGCUGUCAUUGGAGCAGGAAAUUGGCGGCUCUGCGGUGCGGGUGCGGGUUCGUGAAUCUGUAUCCGGGCGGAAACUGCAUCCGGUUCGUCGUAGGCGUGGCAUCUUCUUCAGCGGCAGCAUCACGGGUUUUCCCUUUCUCAAUUGGGCCAGCGGUUAUUCCUGGGCAUAUUCAGGUUACCCAUAUAACUACUACAACUCACCAUCGCCUGGUUAUUAUGGUUAUGGUAGUGGCUAUUAUCCUGGCUACCUGGGCUAUCAGAAAAUUAUCUACGGUUAAUGUAAAGUUUAAGAAGAAAGAAAGUACGCAAAUCGAUUAAGAGAAAGAGAACCUUUCAAUGUGAGAUUAUAAAUAAUGCCCAUGAAGGACCAACGAUGACCCUUUCGCCGUUUGUUAUUUUACUUAUUGUUGCUUCAGCUUUUUAAAUUAAUUUUCCGGAUACGAAGAAAAAAAGUUAAGCUAAGUUGUAUAGAAAGAGAGAGAGAGGGGAGAGAGGGAAAAGAACAUCAUGAAAUUGCACAAUUUAUAUUCAUUUUUUGGUGGGGAAGCACAGAUUUUGCAUAAAUCAUUUCGCAGCGACCAAAAAUGAAACGCGUAACAUAAUUUUUAACCCUUGAUAAUUUUUUAUGACAAGCAUUUUGCGUUAUUUUCCCUCCAUCUACCUUGUUGUUAUUGUUGUUGUUGUUGUUGCUGCUACUGUGGGCCACAGCGAAAUGCAAAUAAAGCGGAUCAAAAGUUUGUUGUUAAAAGAAGAUUAAUUGCAAUUUGGUGGCAAGACCUGAAACAUUUCGGACCCAACUCUCUCUCUUCAAUUUACCAGAACCCUUCUCCAUCUCCCAGCCUUGCUGGGUGUUGGUUGGUAAUUAAAUAUUUUUAAGCUGUAAAUGGUUUCCAUUUGCGUGAUGCUGCUGCUGCUGUUGCUGUUCUUAUUUUGUAUUUGCAAUCAAUAAAAUUCAUUAAACGUACAACAAUAACAAGCAGUCGGGAGUAAAAAAAAAAAAAAAAACAAAAAACCAAAACAAAAAUGGAACAAGAAAAAUCAAAUAAAAUAAAUUCCAGGCAUGGUCUUAGUUUCAAUUGCCACUCGGCAGUUGUAAAUUGUUCUUCUAUAAGUGCUGUCCUGGCAGUUGUUGCAGUUUUGCAAGUGGCUAUUGUUUAUUCAUUCCGUUUUAUAAUCAUUUUAUUGCCGAGGUAUGCUGAUUUUUUAAUCAAUUUACAUAAUUUAUGCAUUUUUUAUGAACUUAAUUCCCAGUUGGGAGUACUAUAACCCAAAUGGCCAGCCAUUCGGCUUGUGAAUUGUUAAAGACAGGUAUGGGGACCAGGGCGGAAUGAUUGCAAAUUUGAUAGUUGAUCUGCUAUAAUAUUGAAUUAUCUUUAUAAAAGCAGUUGUCACAUUGUAAAUCAUUAAAAAUUAAUUAUUGAUUCAACAUUGGCUUUAUUUACAGCGCUCUUUCGAUUUUCAUAUCAAAAGUUACAAAUAUUUCCAUAAAUUAAAGUGAAUUCUCGCUCUGCAAAUUGUUUAAAAUAUAAGCAUAAUUAAUAAGUUGCCAGAUGGAAAUUAAUUUUGGUUGUGUAUUAAAUGAAAUGGGAAAAGUUUU
Drosophila eugracilis is the source of this 2208-nucleotide messenger RNA. RefSeq lists its product as uncharacterized. Bases 500 to 889 code for a protein of 129 amino acids. The transcript has a single exon. Lineage: Eukaryota; Metazoa; Arthropoda; Insecta; Diptera; Drosophilidae. The record is from RefSeq and is a predicted model, not a curated record.